AUGUCCAGGGCCACCUCCCCUCAGUCUGCCGGUGAACUUCCACCGCCCAAAGUAUCGCCACCCAAUGGCCGCCGUCGUGACAAGGCCCAGCUGUCGUUGAGAUGUGACCGGAGCCAGCCGUGCCAGAACUGCUCGAAAAGAGGCCAAUCGUGUAUCUAUGCCCGUGCUCCCACGCACGCCAAGUCUACGCCGUCAACACGCCAGUAUCCGGCCUAUCUCAACAGCCUGAUUGAACGCAUCCACCACCUCGAGGACGUGGUGCUUCAUCUGGUAAACAACCAGAAAGACUCCACAGCGGCUGAGAAUGCCGAUGCUCCAGGGGAGCCACAGAAAGUGACCGAGUCGGUGGGCCGCCUGAGCAUCAAGGAAAACGGCACAAGCUACUUUGGCAACUCGACCUGGCAAGCGGUUCUGGAUGAGAUAGGGUUUUUGAAAGAGGUUAUACCUGAGAGUAGCGAGUCUCCUUUUACAGAUCGCCCUGAGGAUUUUGACGACGAGGAUGGGAUUGACCUGCUCGUGGGUGCGAAAAAACACCUUGACAUCGCAGACCUAUACGAGUCCGUUCCGUCUCGUGCAGUUGCGGACCCGCUGGUCCAUUACUUUUUCGAGAAUAUGGAAGUAUCACCAUCUUUUUGGGCCGAUCCCGCCACCGCGUCUCUGAUAUGGCUUGGUUUACUGUUUGCCAUGCUAUCUCUUUCGUCAAGUUUUCUCCUCCUCUCGAAUGUCGAUCCCGAACGCGAGAAGCCCCUAAGGCUAGACGCUACCAUCUAUCGACAAAAGGCUGCAGAUUGUCUCUUAGCAGGAAAUUACACCAAAGCGGGGAAGUACAAUCUACCGUGUUUGAUCUUAUACCUUGCUUGUGAACGCCUUCGAAGGGGGGAAUUUGAUCAUGGAUUUCCCGUUCUACUUGCUACGAUUGUCAGCCUGGCUUUGCGCAUGGGCUAUCACAGAGAUGCGCGCCACUACCCGGAGCUUACUCCGUUUGCGGGUGAGAUGCGCCGGCGGCUGUGGGCUGUCAUUGUACAGCUUGAUCUGACGAUAUCUGUUGGGGUGGGGAUUCCGAGAUUGAUAAAUGAUUCUCAGGCCGACAACGCACCGCCUCGAAAUCUUCGAGAAGAAGAUUUCUCAGAGGAUUCCAAAGAACUUCCACCUCCGAGACCAGCGAUCGAACCCACGGCGGUUACCUACGUUAUCGCGAGGCAGCGCCUGAUCAGGAUGCUCGGGAAGAUCAGCGAUCUGACAAAUUCUUCCACACAGCCCCCAUAUCAGACGGUUAUGGAUUACGAUCGGGAACUGGUCAACAUUUAUAAGCAGUUGCCAACGUUUUAUAAAUUAGGGCAAGGCCCAGAGACACACGAACCGUUGACGUUCCUUCAGCGACUGUCGUUUGAGUCGCUAUAUGAGCAAGCAAGAUGCACACUGCAUCGGAAAUAUCUGACGUUGCCGGAUCCGACGUAUGCCUAUUCGCGAGAAACAUGCGUGGACGCCGCCUUGCGUAUGCUCUCGCAGCAGCAGCUCAUACAUCAGGAAAGUCAGCCCGGCAGAAGCUUGUUCUCGCAGAGAUGGAAGCUUCUGAUGUAUCUGAACCGGGAGAACCUGUUGGCAACGAUGAUUGUGUGCCAGGAUGUGGACCAUCUGCUAAAGAAUGCCGGCGCAUCAGGCAACCACACUACGGCGUUUGGCAGUCAGACUGUGCCUCUGGAGGCUAAGAUCCAGGCCUUAGAGCAGUCCCUGUAUAUUUGGGAAACGUACCGGUCGAUCUCAAAGGAAGCGUUGACAGCAGCAACUGUUGUGAAUGUGACCAUUCACAACGCUAGGCAAGCAUCAAGCCCACCAGAAGUCCCUAAGGAGACUUUUGCAUCUAAAAUGUCGAGCUCCGUUAGCCCGGUGCAGAGUGUACAUGGUGAGAAGUAUACCGACAGUCCGAUGGAAUGUCCGCCGGUGGCGACUACACAGUAUAUGAUCGUCGACAAUCAAAUAGACAAUCAACAGCAACAGCCGCCGCAGUUUCAGUAUCGGCCUGACACCGUGUACCAGCAGCCACCUGCUGUGCUUCAACACGAAAGCAGCACGGGGGCGCUAGAACCGAUGACGACAGGAAUGCCGCCGAAUCCGGCCUACAAGAUGAUGGAGACCAUGAUCGACGCGCCGGUCCAAUUUGGCUGGUUCUUUGUGCAAAAAAAGGGUGCAUUUUGGGACAGCCAAUUUUCGCGAGAUUACCCGGCGGCAGGUCUCACGGCACAAGAUGUUUGGAAUGCUAAUCACAAUCGUGCUUUCCCGUCGGGCCCUGCAGGGACUGCGUUGGAUCCCAGUGGGGGUUCGCGAUACCCGGGAUAA
This is a messenger RNA of Uncinocarpus reesii 1704, 2337 nucleotides long. RefSeq lists its product as uncharacterized. The transcript has 7 exons. NCBI's taxonomy places the organism in Eukaryota, Fungi, Ascomycota, Eurotiomycetes, Onygenales, Onygenaceae. Gene Ontology annotation, molecular function: DNA binding; DNA-binding transcription factor activity, RNA polymerase II-specific; zinc ion binding. The record is from RefSeq and is a predicted model, not a curated record. Gene Ontology annotation, biological process: regulation of DNA-templated transcription; DNA-templated transcription. Gene Ontology annotation, cellular component: nucleus. Bases 1 to 2337 code for a protein of 778 amino acids.